AUGAAAGCUUCUGGUCGAUGUGAAACGUUUGUUGGUCGAGAAGAUGAACUUGCUGUCAUCCAAAAGUACCUUCUUUCAAGUGAAUCCUCACAGCCACUGGUAGUUUUUGGGCCAUCAGGUAGUGGUAAAACAUCUCUGCUAGCAAAGGGUGCUAUUUUAGCCAACAGCAUUCGUGGACUACAUGAGCAAGCGAAUCCUGCGGUCAUUGUAAGAUUUUUAGGAACAACCCCCGACAGUUCUUCUAUCCAGCAACUUUUGUACUCAGUGUGUCACCAGCUAGCAUUUGUUGCCAACAGAAACAGAAGUGACGUUCCAGAAGAUUUUCUUAGUUUGAAAGUUUACUUCAGAAAUUUAGUCCUAGAAGGUGAUUUUAGAGGAAGGGUUCUGAUUGUGCUGGACGCCUUAAACCAGUUAUCGACUAAUCAAAAUGCACAUAAAUUAGACUGGCUCCCAGCCCGACAUGCUAGAAAUGUUAAAAUAAUCGUAUCAACGAUACCGUUCAAAUUCAAAAUAUUAGAUAGACUCAUGAACAGAAUCCAAGACAACUUCAUUCAUACUCAACCCUUACCGACCAAGGAUUGUGAAGAUAUUGUGAAAAUUCUGCUAGACAGGUCUCAACGAAAAGUCACCUACGAGCAAUGGAAAACCAUCCGAAAGUCAUUUCAGAGCUGCACCCUUCCUCUCUUUGUCACACUUACCUUUGAAGAAGCAAAGAGGUGGCAUUCUUAUGAUCAAAGCCAUGAGAAUGUCCUCACGACUACUGUCGAGUCUUGCAUUCAUACUCUAUUCGAACGUUUAGAAAAGAAGCACGGUAAAAUGUUUGUAGCCAAGGCGUUAUCAUACAUAACAGCUGCUAGAGACGGUUUGAGCGAAUCGGAAUUAGAAGAUAUUCUUUCACUCGAUGAUGAAGUCUUGAACAGUUUAUUCGUUAUGUGGCUUCCCCCAAUUCGUCGUUUGCCACCAAGUUUAUUGUCUCGCCUGCAAUUGGACAUCGGUAACUUUCUGUUGGAAAGAGAUGCGGAUGGGACUGUGGUAUUGUCUUGGUUUCAUCAACAAUUUGUUAAUGUUGCUCUCAACAUUUAUUAG
This is a messenger RNA of Patella vulgata (common limpet), 1086 nucleotides long. Its product is annotated as NACHT and WD repeat domain-containing protein 2-like. Bases 1 to 1086 code for a protein of 361 amino acids. The record is from RefSeq and is a predicted model, not a curated record. The transcript is spliced from 3 exons. NCBI's taxonomy places the organism in Eukaryota, Metazoa, Mollusca, Gastropoda, Patellidae.